AUGCCUCAGGUCACGAUCCACCUCAUCCGCCACGGCCAGGGCCACCACAACAUAUCCGAUGCUAACAAAGACAUUACCGACCCCUCCCUUACAAAAAAGGGCAAAGCCCAAUGUUUGGAUCUCCAACGUCUAUGGUUUCCCGCAUCAGCCCAACGCCGCAUCCGCCUCAUUGCCGCCUCCCCACUGACACGCACCAUCCAAACCGCAUACUACACAUUUCAGCCCCUCCUGGAUCCAAAUCACCCAGCACACGAGAAAGUGGCCGGGUCAAAGAGCAAAUUAGUCUACCCCAAGAUCAUCGCCCUGCCAGACGCGCAGGAAGUGACAGCCGAUUCCUGCGACACCGGUUCCUCCCCUGCCGCGUUGUCCCUCAACGUCGCCAUGAACCAGUGGCCCGCGUACCUUGGUCUGAUCACGCCGGAGUGGACCGACAAGUCCUUUGGGACGCGCUACUCGCCCGAGCUCGACGCUGUGCAAGCACGCGCUAGGGACGUGCGCUACUGGCUGCGUGCCAAGGCGCGCGACCUCGUCCGCGAAACCGGUGGGAGAGAAGACAUUGAGAUCGCACUCGCUACCCACGGCGGAUUCCUGCACUUCCUCACGGAGGACUGGGAGGGUGCGGCGGAAAGCCACGGGACGGGUUGGAAGAACUGCGAGACGAGAGCGUAUGUUUUCGAAGCCGGAGUGGAAGAAUAUGACGGGGAGAGUGUCGAAGAGGUUGAGGCGGUAAUGGAGGCGAGGAUUGUGGAAACGUUUGAGAGCAGGGAGCGGAGGGAUGUGAAAGGGCGCCCGUUGCCUAGUAGAGAGAGGCAGGAGAAGAUGUUCAGAGACACGAUGAGGAAGUGGGAAGAACAGGGUUUGGAAACACCACUCUCGGCCCAGAGAAAGGCGCAGAGUGAGAGAAAAGAAACGCAAGGCCACAAGAGUGUUGCGGCGUCGGAUAAGAAAGAGCAGGAAGUGAAGAAGCUGGUCAGGGGUUUGUCGAGUGAGAUUCAGCUUCCGAAGCCGACGUCGUCAAAGAAGAGCGCUUCGAUGGACAAUCUUGUCAGAUCAGCGAGUGGGACUGCGCCCGUGGUGGCAUAG
Messenger RNA from Cyphellophora attinorum, 1083 nucleotides. RefSeq lists its product as uncharacterized. The transcript has a single exon. The record is from RefSeq and is a predicted model, not a curated record. Bases 1 to 1083 code for a protein of 360 amino acids. NCBI's taxonomy places the organism in Eukaryota, Fungi, Ascomycota, Eurotiomycetes, Chaetothyriales, Cyphellophoraceae. Gene Ontology annotation, molecular function: phosphatase activity. Gene Ontology annotation, cellular component: cytoplasm.